Molecule: messenger RNA, 435 nt
Organism: Epithele typhae
Lineage: Eukaryota; Fungi; Basidiomycota; Agaricomycetes; Polyporales; Epitheliaceae
Exons: 2
Coding region: 1-435 (144 amino acids)
Source: RefSeq, a predicted model, not a curated record
AUGUCGUUAUCCCGCGCGUUCUUACCUGCUCUGCCUUCGUCCUGCAUCAACUUCGGGUGGUCUGGGUCGGGAGGCACAGCAAUCAAACACCAGCUUGAUUGCUGCCGACUUCGACAAUCUUCUUCCAACCUUACGGCCGAAAAUGUCGACCUCACCGAUGGCGCCGAACCUUACACGCGUACUCUCGUUACGCACCCCGACAAUCACCUCGUAGUGCGACGUGGGCGCAAGGCCCUGUUCCCCAUCUGCAGAGUCGGAGUUCCCACCGCGUGGCACCGCCGCACCGCCUCGGUCCGCAAGACGUCAGCGUCGAACCGCAAGACGGCAGCGAACAUGCCACGGAGACCUGGCACCGUCGGUCUGCGGGUGGACGCGGUUCGCGGGAUACGAUCAGUCGAACGCAGGCAGGACUUCGCGAUCCAGCACGAGCAGUGA